Cylicocyclus nassatus is the source of this 561-nucleotide messenger RNA. The record is from the annotation of a GenBank genome assembly. Lineage: Eukaryota; Metazoa; Nematoda; Chromadorea; Rhabditida; Strongylidae.
AUGAUCGGGUCGCUGGCGCUUCUUCUAGCAGCUAUACCAGCGAUUCGAACAACCGUACCCAUUGAUAAUGCCAUCAAGGGCCAACCCAUCAUCUCCUGUGGUACCCGAACAGUUUCAAUCGCAAUUGAAACUGCUAACCAAUUUUUUGGUAAUGUCUAUGUCAAGCUCAAUCCUCGAGGUCUCGUCGUUGAUACUACAAUAGUGCUGAUGUUUCAUCCGAUAUUUAUGACGCAAGUCGAUCGAGCUUACCAUGUUCAAUGCAAUUAUAUGGAAAGUAACGAACAGGUUACGCAGUCACUGGAUGUUAGUACACAAGCACCAACGGAACUUCCUCGAAGUGCUGCUGCCGCUGGUAAUAGGAAGCCGCCCACAUGCAAGUAUGAGGUUCUGAGCAAAGAUAAACAUGGUCCACCUAUAGUCUUUGCCACAAUAGGAGAGACUGUAUACCACAGAUGGACAUGCGAGGCCGACGACAAUCUUCAGUACUGCAUGACGGUACAUUCAUGCACCGCUGACGAUGGACAAGGUGUCGGCCAGCAGCUCAUUGACGAAAGAGGGUGA